AUGGUCUGCAAGCGCAAAGGAAUCGGGCUACGCGCCUGCCCGCCCCGGAAACAGCCCCGUUGCGCCGCCCUCAGGGGAAAUGCGGCGGGGACCGGCGCCCCUUCGCCGCCCUCGACCGACCCCGCCGAAUGCCAACAGGUGCUCUUGCCCGAGCAGCACCUCUGCCCUCUGCCCCGCGCCGUAGACUGUGUCAGGGAAGGUUCGCCUAAAGACUCGGCCGCCGAGGAGGGGAAGGAGUUAAGCCCGAGUAGCUCUCCCUCGCAGCUGCCGGAGCUCGAGGGGAGAGAGAAGCACGAGACGGGCGAGCCCUACUGCGAGGAGCCCCCCGAGAACCCUGAGGACUGUUGCCAAGAGUCGCAGGCCCCGGUGCCGGAUAUUAACCAGCUGCCUCCCUCCAUACUUCUCAAGAUAUUUUCCAAUUUAUCUUUGAAUGAGCGAUGUCUUUCAGCAUCAUUGGUUUGUAAAUACUGGCGUGACCUCUGUUUAGAUUUCCAAUUUUGGAAACAAUUGGAUCUCAGUAGUCGUCAGCAGGUCACUGAUGAAUUACUGGAAAGAAUUGCAUCACGAAGCCAGAAUAUAACUGAAAUCAACAUUUCUGAUUGUCGUAAUGUGACAGAUACUGGUGUAUGUAUGCUAGCAUCUAAGUGUCCCGGACUUCUAAAAUAUACUGCAUAUCGGUGUAAACAGCUGUCUGAUACAUCUCUAUCUGCUGUUGCCUCACAAUGUCCUCAGCUUCAGAAAAUUCAUGUUGGCAACCAAGAUCGUCUUACUGAUGAAGGACUUAAGCAGUUGGGCUCAGAAUGCAGAGAAUUGAAAGACAUUCACUUUGGGCAGUGUUACAAGAUCUCAGAUGAAGGAAUGACCAUUAUAGCUAAAGGGUGCCUGAAGUUACGGAGAAUAUACAUGCAGGAAAACAAAUUAGUAACUGAUCAGUCUGUUAAAGCAUUUGCUGAACAUUGUCCUGAGUUACAGUAUGUUGGGUUUAUGGGCUGUUCUGUUACAUCUAAAGGAGUGAUACAUCUUACCAAUCUAAGAAACCUUUCCAGCUUGGACUUACGUCAUAUCACAGAACUGGAUAAUGAAACUGUGAUGGAGAUAGUAAAAAAAUGCAGAAACCUUACCUCUCUUAAUCUGUGUCUGAAUUGGAUCAUAAAUGACAGAUGUGUGGAGGUCAUUGCUAAAGAAGGACAGAAUUUGAAAGAACUUUAUUUGGUAUCAUGUAAGAUCACAGAUUAUGCACUGAUAGCCAUUGGAAGAUACAGUAUGACAAUAGAGACAGUUGAUGUUGGAUGGUGCAAAGAAAUUACAGAUCAGGGAGCCACCCAGAUUGCUCAGACUAGUAAAUCACUUCGAUACUUGGGACUGAUGAGAUGUGAUAAGGUGAGUGAAGUGACUGUGGAACAACUGGUACAGCAACACCCACAUAUCACCUUCAGUACAGUGCUACAAGAUUGCAAGCGGACCUUGGAACGGGCAUACCAGAUGGGUUGGAUACCCAGUAUGUCCAGUGCCUCUUAACUCAUGCUAUGGCAUUAAAAAAAGAGAUUUAAACUGAACAAUUGAAAAUGGUUAAGGAUUUUUAAUUAAUAUUUCUUGCUUUUUAUUAAAUAUAUGUUUGGUGUAUGUAUAUGCAAGAGAGAGAGCAUGAGUGUAUGGCAAAUGUCUAUUCAGUCUUUUAAUGGAAAUAUUUGAAGAAAAAUAUGGUCAGAUAUAAUUAAUUUUUCUGAAAUGUUUAUUUGUCAAUUUAAAAUCUGCAAAUCAGUAAGAUUUUGCAGAAAGCUUGCCCUUUUUUGUAAAUUGAAUGUUUACAUAAACUAGAAUACUGUUUGGAUGUUUUUUCAAGGUAUAUGUUCAUGAUAGAAACAAUUUUUUUAGAGAUGCAUUAUAAGAUUUUUUGUUUGUUUGUUUCUUAAAAGCUUUGGGUUUUAACUUCUCAAGUGGGUUUCUUCUAGCUCUAAGGUUAGUUUCAGCAGUGUUAUAUGUUGUAAUGACUUCUUGUUUCAUGCUAUUUCUUUAUUAUUAAUAGUUCAUAGUUCUUUUUAAAUUGUAAAUUGCAACUUCUUUCCCAAACUCCCCUUAAAUUAGAAGUAAUAGAUAAUCCUAAAUUAGAUUAUCAAAAUAUUGCUAACCUCUUGUGCAUUUUUGAAAUGCACAUUUAUGAAAAUCUACAAAGGUACAAAAAUAUAACAUUUUUAUGAUAAAAUUUAUUUUGAAUGGAAUCUUUAAUAAAUGCUGGACCUAAGCAUAAUGGCAAUUUAAGCAGACUAUCUGUCUGGUCUCUUGGUUCUACAAAAAUAAUAUUUUUCAGUUGCUUGUGAGUGUAUGUAUUUAAGUGUAUAUUUCUUGAUUACAUUUUUACAUCUUUACACUUUCCAGUUUUGUACAUCUUCAUUUUAAUGUUAAGCACUUUUUAUUAUUUAGAUCUGUGAAAAGUAGUGUAUCUAAGGAUUCAGGAUUUCUCUGUGUGUAAAGAAACUCAGACUUGCAUUUCCUGUAUGCUUCUGCAGCAUCUCAGGGGAGAAGGAAAGAAACAUCUGCCUCCACUUAUAACUUCCUGUUAUAUCUAAAUCUGGAGUAUUGUAGUUAAUUGAAAGUAUGGUUAAUUCAAACAAGUCAGAAUCAAACUAUUGUAUCUGUUUCUAGCCUAUUUCUUUAAAUAUAAUUUAAACAUAGGUAUUUGGAGAUGUAUUUUUCCCCCAAAAAAUGUUCAUAGUUUAUUUCAAACUAGAAAUGUAUUGUUUUGUUCUCUUUCUAUGAUGCCCAACUGCUCUGUGAUUUAAAUCUGAUGUUCAUAAUGCAUUUUUAUAAAGCAUUUUCUCAUCCAUGCCAAUAUGGUAACUUUUUCAAAAUACAUGGAAAUUCCUGUAGGACAUAUACAAAUCUAUUCAUGGGCCUUGGUUUUGAGUAAAAAUGUUUGCAUGUGUUAACUACUUAUCCAAACAAAUUAGGCCAUGCUCAUAAAUAUCUUUAUGCUGUCAUUCACUCAGGUUUACAUCUAUAAUGACAAGUUAUAAUGAGAUAUGUAAUCUCAGAUGGAAUCUUAACAACUUUAAAAAAUGACAGCAUAUAAAACUACUUGCUCAAAAUAAUCUUUGUAUGACCGUGUAUUUGCAUUCAUGUUAACCAUAAAGCAUCAUACUGAUGUAAAUCAUCCCUUAGUAAGAGGUUUAUUAUCCCACCAUGUUAUAUAAUCCUAGGAAUAAAUUUUAUGGAAUUCAGUCUGGCCAGAUGUGUAUAGAAUGACAUUGUUAUUCUUCAUUCAACAUAGAAUAUCAAAUGCUGCAGUAAGGUAAAGAGAAGAUUUUGGUAACAUUAAAUACUUGGUACUGAC
Molecule: messenger RNA, 3331 nt
Organism: Protobothrops mucrosquamatus (brown spotted pit viper)
Lineage: Eukaryota; Metazoa; Chordata; Lepidosauria; Squamata; Viperidae
Gene: FBXL17
Product: F-box and leucine rich repeat protein 17
Exons: 9
Coding region: 1-1518 (505 amino acids)
Biological process (GO): SCF-dependent proteasomal ubiquitin-dependent protein catabolic process
Cellular component (GO): SCF ubiquitin ligase complex
Molecular function (GO): protein binding
Source: RefSeq, a predicted model, not a curated record